Molecule: messenger RNA, 781 nt
Organism: Melampsora larici-populina 98AG31
Lineage: Eukaryota; Fungi; Basidiomycota; Pucciniomycetes; Pucciniales; Melampsoraceae
Exons: 3
Coding region: 44-523 (159 amino acids)
Cellular component (GO): catalytic step 2 spliceosome; intracellular anatomical structure
Molecular function (GO): RNA binding
Source: RefSeq, a predicted model, not a curated record
AUAUGAUGUUGAAGGAGAAUUAAGUAAAAGGAAGUUUACAGUGAUGGAAGGAGACCAUCUAACCUACCUAAACGUUUAUAAUGCGUUUUUGAAAGUAGGUAAAUCGACGGCUAAAUGGUGUCAAAGGUAUAGAUUGAAUUUUAAAGCGUUGAGUAGAGUGAUCAGUAUUCGAAACCAACUUGGGCAAUAUUUAAAAAAGUUUGGAAUUAAGUUGGUGAGCAGUGAAGAUCAGCUCAUGGUUAGGAAAGCUUUGGUGAGUGGGUAUUUUAGGAACUUGGCUAGGUUUAAUUUGGAUGGCAGUUACUCUAGUGUUCGAGAUGGGACUAUCUUACAUGUUCAUCCUUCUUCUGUGAUGUUUAAUCGGAAACCUGAAACUGGUUGGGUUAUCUUUCAUGAAGUCAUGGAAACUAAAAAAAGAUUUAUAAGAGAUUUAACUGUGAUUGAACCGGAUUGGUUAACUGAACUUGCUGGACAUUAUUAUCAGGUUUUGGAUAAGAAGGCUCGGGUUGAUGGUUCGAAAUGAAGAUUUGUUUUGGGGGUUUAAAGAGUUUAAGAUAAGUAUUGAUGUGUACAUAUAUACCUCAAGCUCAAGUUAUAUAUAUAUGGUUUGUAUAUGAUUGGAAUUAGUGUUAAUAUAUAUAUAUAUAUUUAGUUGGGUAUAAGAUUUGAUCUUUUCAAAAAAAUGAGAUGGUAUGGAGAUUUAAUUAAAGAAAUCAAAAAAAAAGAAAUCAAUCAGUUUUGGGUAAAGAAAAAAUGGGAAAUGAAGUUGAAGUUGAAUAUG